This is a messenger RNA of Bathycoccus prasinos, 2433 nucleotides long. RefSeq lists its product with no specific name. Gene Ontology annotation, molecular function: protein kinase activity; ATP binding. Gene Ontology annotation, biological process: protein phosphorylation. The coding region runs from base 1 to 2433 and encodes 810 amino acids. The transcript has a single exon. Lineage: Eukaryota; Viridiplantae; Chlorophyta; Mamiellophyceae; Mamiellales; Bathycoccaceae. The record is from RefSeq and is a predicted model, not a curated record.
AUGUCCUCUGCUUUUGCGCUCGCCAAAGACGACUUUGAAAACGACGAUUGCGACGAUAAAAUAAAAGAACACAUGAAGUUAGUCCCGGUGAGAUACGUGAAAGAUUUCAGCUGCAGAGAGGAGAUUGUGUUACACAUGGACGCGUUAGAUUGCAGUCGAAAGAACAAAGGUGCGUUCGCAGUUCGGAGCGUCUUAGUCAAAGGAAAAGGAAACGACGACGACCAAAACGAAGAGUUUUGGGAGGAAAAAAACACCCUUCAAAACCGAGAAGACCAAACGAACGAAAGAGGAGAGGAGGAAAAUGAGAUUAUUUUUGCGGAAAAAAAAGUCCCGGGAGAAAGCUUCGAGGCGUAUCGCCGAGAGCGACGGAGAGAAGGCGAAGAAAUACCACCCUCUGAAAUCCUGGAAACAACGACAACAACAACACAAGAGAAAGAACCAGAGUCAAAUUCAAAAAGAUGGAGAAGUCGGCAGAGACAAAGCGCGUUCAGUGGAGAUGACGACGAUGGUGCACAAAAAGCAAAUUUUGCGCCCAAAAGUCGCAGCCCCUUGAAGAAAUUAUUGACUGGGAAAGGCACUCUUGAAAAAGGAAAAAUUUCACCAGACUCGAUAUUGCCUGACAAUAACGCAGCGACGACGAGCGUUAAUGGACCGACGUCGAGGUUUUACCAAAAAAGAAAUAAUCAACAACAACAACAAGAACAAAUGAAUCAUGGGCGAGGAAUGCACGGUGGAAACUUGACUUUUUACGGCGCGUCGACGAGCUCGAGCGUGUAUUCCGAGGAAGGGAGCGAGGACCACUUAGCGGCGCAGGCUCUCAAAGAGAACGAACAACCGUUUUACUCCUUAGCGGUGGCUUGUAUAAAUAGACCAAGAGUUUUGAGCGAGAUUAGUACCGCUGUGAACGAUUGUGGGUUGGACGUGCACGAGGCGCACAUAUACAACUUGAAGGACGGCUACGUGCUCGACGUUUUUACCGUCUACGGGUGGAAGAACGACGACGAGGAAGGAUUGUCGCACGCAGUGAUGAAGGCUUUAACGGCUGGUAUCGUUCCCGAAAGAAGAGGGUUAGGUGGGUCGCCGUUUCCAUCGAAAACAGACGUGAAUAAAGUGUGCAUGGAGUUGGACGGCUGCGAAAUAUACGACAUCGAUCCCGAAAGCGAACAUCGACAAGGUUGGGAGAGUCACUCGGACGACGAGGGAGAAGAUCCUCUCAAAGUUUCAAAUCAAAUGUCAGACAGCGAAGAGCUAAUGAAUGUCGCUCCCACUACUACUACUACUCUCACGGAAGGUGGUACUUAUAAUAUGAUUAAUAUCAAGAAUAACGACGACGACGACGACGCAGAUGGUGGGAAGAGAGAAAUCAAAGAUAACUUGAACCGGAACCAGAUUUCAGCGCUCGACUCGACGAAAUCGCUCGAACGAGAUGUUAUGGAAGCAAUGGAGAAAUCGAGGAAAGAGAGCAAAGAACCAGCGAUUGAUUCGAGAAAGUUGAGAUUAAUCCGAGAAAUUGGUUCAGGGUCUUUCGGUGUUUUGUAUAAGGGCGAAUAUCGAGGGAAGAAAGUUGCCGCAAAGUUUCCAUCCGGGACGCACAACGAUAACCAGAAUCAACUGCGAGCGAUGCGUGAAUUCUUCCAGGAAUUGUCCGUGUUAUCAAAAGUCAAGCACGAAAAUAUCGUUCGAGUAGUAGGUGCAAUGACCAAGAUGCCAAGAUUAUGCAUCGUGACGGAAUACGUCGAUAACGGGCCUUUGAAUAACUAUCUCUUAAAUCAAGGUUCAAGCUUGAAGCUUUCGGCACAGGUUGAAAUCGCGUGCGGGAUCGCGCGUGGUAUGGCAUAUCUUCAUUCGAAAAAUUUCGUUCACAGAGAUUUGAAAGCUUCGAACGUUUUGUUGCAAUCCACGACGACACCAAUUACCGCGAAGGGCGAAAGUAUCGACGGGAAAAUGACCUUCACGGGCGCUCAGGGCUCUUUGCGACCGAUUAUUUGCGACUUUGGUUUAUCGAGAGAAGUCACGAAAGAUGGCGCGAUGACGCCAGAAACUGGAACUUAUCGAUGGAUGGCCCCCGAAGUAAUCGCCCAUUCGAAGUAUUCGCUCAGUGCCGAUGUGUACAGCUUCGCGAUCGUUUUAUGGGAAAUCGUUUGCGAAGGCCACGUCCCGUACCCAGAGCACACGCCUUUACAAGCGGCGGUUGCGGUGGUACAAAAAGGAAUACGGCCAAUUUUGCCAUACAAUUCUCAUCCGAUAAUGAUGAACGCAAUGGAACGAUGCUGGGUAUCUGAGCCGGAAAACCGACCUCGAUUUACCGAUUUAGUCAUGGACUUUGAAUCGCACAUGCUUGGAUCUGCGACAAAAUUGAACUUGAUGCCUUCAAAAUCUUUCUUCUCGAGGUUGAAGUCGAUGUCGACGUCAAAGAAGCGAGACAGAAUUUGA